CCUCGCAGGCUGCGCCGUCUCCCGCGGGUCCGCUUCCUCAGGGGAACGAUGGCCGCGGAGUCCACCGCCGCCGCCGCCGUCGACGCGGAGCUGGUUCCGGCCGACAAAAUUGAAGAAGAUUCUCCUGCUCCUUCUACCUCAGCAGAUAAAAUAGAGAGUUUGGAUGUGGAUAGUGAAGCAAAGAAACUACUGGGUUUAGGACAGAAACAUCUGGUGAUGGGGGAUAUUCCAGGAGCUGUCAAUGCAUUCCAGGAAGCAGCUAGUCUUUUAGGUAAGAAGUAUGGAGAAACAGCUAAUGAGUGUGGCGAAGCCUUCUUUUUCUAUGGGAAAUCACUUUUGGAAUUGGCAAGAAUGGAGAAUGGUGUGUUGGGAAAUGCCCUGGAAGGUGUGCAUGUGGAAGAGGAGGAAGGAGACAAAGCAGAAGAUGAAUCUCUGGUAGAAAAUAAUGAUAACGUAGAUGAGGAAGCAAGGGACGAGUUGAGAGAACAGGUUUAUGACGCCAUGAAAGAAAAAGAAGCAAAAAAACUAAAAGAAAAGUCUCUGGCAAAGCCUGAAGCUGAUACAGAACAGGACAUCAAAAUGGAGAAGGGUGGAAGAGAAGAUAUGGAUGUCAGUGAAUCUUCAGAGAAACUACUGGGAAAACCUGAAUCAACUUCAGAUCAAUUAACUGAAGCCACUGAAGAGGCAAAAGGAACAUCAGCACCAGAAGGACUGAAAGAAACUGAUGUCACUUCUGUGAAGUCAGAGCAGGAAGUACCAGAUGCUGAAGAGGGAAAAACACUUUCCGGCACGGAUGCUCAAGAAGAGGACGUUGAAAAAGCUGUUCAGGAGAAGCAGGAAGAAGUACUUGUAAACGUAAAGGAGAAGCCAGAAGAAGCCUCAGAAGAGCAACCUGUUGUGAAUUUAGAAAAGCAGAGUGUUACAGUGGAGGUAGAAGCGAAGUCUGUAGACCCAACAGUUGAUAUCGGCGGUGAUGAGUCAGAGACGCAGGUAGCUGCCCCUGAAAAUGAGCCAGGAAAGGCCGCUCUUGCGCCGAUGUUCGCACAAGAAGUAAUUCCUGCUGAAGAGUCGCCGGAGGUGACGGCAGCAGGUCCAGAGGCACCAGCUGGAGGAGCUGAGUCAGAAAUCAAGGAGAAGCCAGGGCAGGAAACCGCAGCUCUUCCUGAGGAUGGUACAUUUAAUGGAUUGUCAGUUGCAGGAGAUCAGACUGUUAUGGAAACAGAGAUUUCUGCAGGAGUGACAGAAACAAAGGAUGGCUCAGGAUUAGGUGAGGGCAGUGCAGAAAUAGUACCUAGUCAGGAUACUAAGUUGUCUGUAGAAGAAGCUGAGGCAGCUGGAGAUGGGGUUGAGAACAAAGUAACCCAGGGGGAUACUGAGGAAUCUCCUGAAGACAAAGUUAAGCUAGCUGCUAAUGAAGAGACAGAAGAGAGAGAAGAACAGAUGAAAGAGGGUGAAGAAACUGAAGGCUCAGAAGAGGAAGACAAAGAAAAUGAUAAGGCUAAAGAAACACCAGCUGAUUCAGUUAUUGAAAAUAAGUCUUUUCAUGAAAAUGAAGAGGAAGAGAUUGGGAACCUAGAACUUGCCUGGGAUAUGCUGGAUUUAGCAAAGAUCAUUUUUAAAAGGCAAGAAACAAAAGAAGCUCAGCUUUAUGCUGCACAAGCUCAUCUUAAGCUUGGAGAAGUUAGUGUUGAAUCUGAGAAUUACGUCCAAGCUGUGGAGGAAUUUCAGGCUUGCCUAAACUUGCAAGAGCAGUACCUGGAUGCCCAUGAUCGUCUGCUGGCUGAGACCCACUAUCAGUUGGGUUUGGCAUAUGGGUACAACUCUCAGUACGAUGAAGCAGUGACACAGUUUAGCAAAUCCAUUGAGGUUAUUGAAAAGAGAAUGGCUGUACUAAGUGAGCAAGUGAAGGAGGCGGGAGAAGCCUCUACUGAAUGUGAGAAAGAAAUCGAGGAACUAAAGGAACUGCUACCUGAAAUUAGAGAGAAGAUAGAAGAUGCGAAAGAGUCCCAGCGUAGUGGGAACGUCGCUGAAUUAGCUCUGAAAGCAACUUUGGUGGAGAGUGCUACUUCAGGUUUCACUCCUAGUGGAGGAGACAGUUCGGUCUCCAUGAUUGCCAGUAGAAAACCAACAGAUGGUGCUUCCUCAUCAAAUUGUGUGACUGAUAUUUCCCACCUUGUAAGAAAGAAGCGGAAACCAGAAGAAGAAAGCCCCAGGAAAGAGGAUGCAAAGAAAGCCAAACAAGAGCCAGAGGUGAAUGGAGGCGGUGGGGAUACUGUUUCCAGUGGAAAUGACGUUUUAGAAAACAUGCAGGAAGAGACCGAGAAUCAGGCCGAAAGUCGGGCAGCAGUGGAGGGGACGGUGGAGACUGGAGCUACAGUUGAAAGCACUGCAUGUUAAGAAAGGGAGCUUAUAGCCUUCCUCCUGAGGGAAAGUGUUUUUGUAUAUAAUGUAUUUUUUCACUUUGGGGGAAUUCUUUUUGUAUAACUUCAAUAAAGAUUGUAAGCAAAGGUU
This is a messenger RNA of Sorex fumeus (smoky shrew), 2511 nucleotides long. It is a transcript of the gene NASP, whose product is annotated as nuclear autoantigenic sperm protein. NCBI's taxonomy places the organism in Eukaryota, Metazoa, Chordata, Mammalia, Eulipotyphla, Soricidae. The coding region runs from base 49 to 2397 and encodes 782 amino acids. Gene Ontology annotation, biological process: DNA replication-dependent chromatin assembly; CENP-A containing chromatin assembly. Gene Ontology annotation, molecular function: histone binding. The record is from RefSeq and is a predicted model, not a curated record. Gene Ontology annotation, cellular component: nucleoplasm. The transcript has 15 exons.